UGUUUACGCAUUGGACGACGGACGUCCUGAUGUAAAACAAUAUACAAAUAGUGUACUUAUAAUAUUUAUAAAUAAGUUAAAAUGUUGUUCAAGUUUCUGUUGUUAUUUUCAGUGGUAGUUUCUAAUAAUGCUGAUUUCGACGGCAGCUGGGCGGACCGUUCCUGUACCUCUGUUACCCUCAAGAAUGGGAGAGUGAGAUGGAGGCAGAGGCAUAGAUUGGCCAGGUUCAUGUGCUUCCAGGGGUACAUCCUGGUCGGCAGCCGGUACGCCUCGUGUGUCAACGGGGAGUGGGAUUCCCGCAUUCCUGUUUGUGUGCGGCCCGGCUGUCCCAGACCGAGUAUAGACCACUCCUUAAUCAUGGAGAGGCACCAUGACGCUUGGCUCACAAUUUUCUGCCUACCGGGGUAUAAACGAAACGGUCCAUCUGUCAUGUACUGUGACGGAAGACGGUGGAACGGAACGGCGCCAACGUGUGAUGUUGCUGCGCAAACGCAAACAACCCAGCUGAGCUGUGACUUCGAAGACCCUGACAUAUGCGGGUGGAAGCAGGAUGAGCUUCACGAUUUCGACUGGAAGAGGCUCAACACUAGGACACCCAGUUCUUUCCUGAACACGGGGCCACCUCAUGAUCAUACAUACGGAAAGAACGGAUCAGGAUACUACAUGUAUAUCGAGAGCACAUCACGCAUAGAAAAUGACACAGCCCGUCUCAUCUCGCCUGUGUUCAGACAGGCUUUGACAGAAGACGGCUGUUUUUCAUUCUACUAUCACAUGUUUGGCAGGAGUAUAGGAGGCUUGAGAGUAUACCAAAAACCGGACAGCUUGCCAAUAGAGUCGAUGCUGAAACUGACGGAGGGUGAGAAACAGCAGUACCUGCUCUUUGAGCUGUGGGGUAACCAGGGUGAUACGUGGUAUAGAGACGUUUCUAUGUUGAAGAACCAAUCUGAAGAUUUUCAGAUAGUCAUCGAAGGCUUACGAGGCUGGAGUUACACCAGCGACAUAGCUAUAGACGACGUGGCUAUACUCCAGGGUCAGAACUGCUCGGCUGCCAAGCAACAGGCCUCCACGCCGCCAGAUCUCAAUUCGGAGACCUGCCUAGGCCGUUGCAAUUUGUUGGGAGAAUUGGAAAAUAGCGGUACAUGUCAAUGCUCUAUAUCCUGCAUUGAUCAUCAAAAAUGCUGUGCCGACUUCUUCGAAGUAUGCGUUUUCAACGGAGAAUGGCCAACAACAGAUGACGACAAAGCGACUUCAGGAGAUCUGCCACAAACAGAAAAACUAGUUGCUUCUAAUGCAUCAGAAUCUAUUGAACAUAUCACAACUAUUCCAACUACUGUUACUACUACAAUCAAAACUACUACAAUUGGAAGUCCAAUAGCAACGUCCAAACUCAAAACUACUACAGCUAAAGUAAUCAAAACUACUCCAUCUAUAAAAUUAACUACUACGAAAAAAACUACACCUAAGCCAUCUGUUACACCAAAUGCUACAUUAUCUAAAAAUGCUACUAGAGUGAUUUCAACAAAAGCAACCACAUUGAAACCCACUAUCAAAACUACAAAAGUAAUGUUUAUGACGUCGACUUUAAGAAGCGUAGCGCUGAACGCUAAAACUUUAGUUGGAGAUGAAUCAAGUAACUCCGGAUGGCGAACUACUCUCCUCGUGAUAGCUAUCCUUAUCUGCUGUGUAGGUCUAGUAUGGAUAGCUCACGAAGCCAGGGGGUCCAGAGGCAGGCUGUUGAUGGCCAGGCUUCGGGGGAGAGCCCAGCGGGACCCUGAAGUGCGGUAUCUACACGCAGACACUGAUGAUCAAUAA
Amyelois transitella is the source of this 1812-nucleotide messenger RNA. RefSeq names its product MAM and LDL-receptor class A domain-containing protein 1 (gene Scr-c). The record is from RefSeq and is a predicted model, not a curated record. Gene Ontology annotation, cellular component: membrane. The transcript has 10 exons. The coding region runs from base 82 to 1812 and encodes 576 amino acids. Lineage: Eukaryota; Metazoa; Arthropoda; Insecta; Lepidoptera; Pyralidae.